AUGUCCCGUACGCCUGUCCAUCCCACUACCGUACACUCUGAAGUACAGGGCCUUUUAGAUCGAAUUUUCCAAUCGACUGGACCGUCUGAGUUCAAGCUUCCCUCAUCGCCUUCCUUGACUGCCCGUGGCCCGACGCCCGCUACUCGCUCGGUCGCUACAAUGGUGGCAGCGGGCACCCCACCCGCCCCUCCCUCCGAUGUCUCAGUUACCCUCGAACCACUCCCUAACCCCACGGUCGAGUACGCGUAUUACCUAGGCCCCAGCCCCUUACUAGCCCCUGAGCCGUACGUUCCAGAGAGCAACAUACGCGACUGGCUACGAGACCUAGAUCUCUUUUUAGUCACGGUCCCCAUUAAGCAACGCACAUGCUAUCUGAUACGUUUCCUUUCAACCCCCACCCGUAAGCGUGCUUUCGACGCGGGAAUCGACCACACAACUCCGUUCGGCGUAGCGCGUAGUAUCGUUUUGCAGCUCUUCCACACACCGUCCUCUACAGGAAUGGCAGCUGAACGAUUCGCCACUCUAAAAAGGCACGUGACCGGUCUGUCGAUGACUUCGCCAACCAGCUGUCCCACCUCGCCCUAUCGGUGUUCCCCAACCUCCCCGCACCCGACCGUGACGCCCUUAUCUUGCACCGUUUUAUAACUGGCCUCAGCGAUCCUGGCUCUACAGAUAUCCUUCUUCUCCCCCCUCCCAGUUUAACCGCUGUGAUACAGCAGUGCCGAUUAUACACGGCUUACCACCAAGAACGCAGACCCCACCCAGUGCCCCUUACCGUUACACCUCGCUCAGAGUCCCGUCCACCCAACCGGAAGGCACACCUUACCGUACGGUUCCCACAUCAUAAUCCGGGCUGUGAAUACUGCGCGACAUUUGGCCCAGAUGCCCGCCACUGCGGCCACAAUCCCCCCCCCCGUCAGUCGUCUCCCCAUGACUUUAUUGCCUUUUCUGAUCCAUCUUGCAACCACACGUUAACAGUUAAUGUUUUACUCAACAACCACUCGUUACCUGCCCUAGUUGACACUGGUGAUAAUGCCUCCCUUAUCAAUGUUCAUAAUUUACCUCAAGAGUACCUUAGACUCAUAAAACCGUCACCGAAAACCCGCAAUUUACGAGCCGCUAAAGGGACUAGUAUUCCUAUUUCCGGUAGUAUCACCCUCCGGUUCGUCGUCAACGACUCUACACUGACUUAUCAUUUCCUAGUGACUCCUGCUAUCCCUUGGCCCAUCGUUCUAGGACUUGACUUCCUCACAGAUAACGAUUGCACUAUUUAUACCCGGCGUAGACGCCUAGUGAUAGACUCCUCCACCUCCCCGACUGUAACACCAAUCCCGUCAGACGAUCUCGACCUCGCAUAUAACGCCGUCCUCUCAGCUGCCGCCCUAGAGCCUACUCGUUUGAACGACGUCAUACCUACCCUUUCAACAGUCGGCCCCGUCGCACAUAAGCAACUAAGUGGCCUACUCGCUUCGUUUUCCGACCUGUUCUCUUGGUCCACAGACACCCUCGGCCGUACACGACUGGUACAACAUAUCAUCGACACUGGUGACGCCAAACCCCUCUGGCAACCCCACCGGCGUAUCCCUGUUCGUUACCGUGAUGGAGUCAACAAACUUCUAGACGAGCUGAUACGAACCAAAAUUAUCCAACCAUCCUCCUCCCCUUUGGCUUCGCCCAUUGUGUUAUUUUCCAAGAAGGAUGGUUCCCUACGCCUGUGUGUUGACUACCGCCAUUUAAAUGCAGUGACGGUGAGAGAUUCAUUUCCGUUGCCGAGGUUAGACGAUACAGUAGAUGCGCUAGGCCAGACUGCUUGGUUCUCAACCCUCGAUCUCAAGUACUGGCAAGUGGAAAUCCACCCCAACGACCGUCACAAGACGACCUUCACCGUCCCCCAGGGUUUAUUUGAGUUCCAAACGCUCCCUUUCGGGCUAUGCAACGCAGCAGCCACCUUCCAACAGUUAAUGUACCUUGUACUCCGCCACCUCAUCCCCUAUAAAUGUCUCGUCUAUCUCGACGACAUCAUCGUAUUUGGGCGUUCCGCAGAAGAGCACAAUUCAAACUUACGGGAGGUUUUGGAGGCGCUCCAGGAAGCUGGCCUUACCCUCAACCCCACCAACUAUCUUUUCCUCCGUUCCGGGGUUCAGUUUCUUGACCACCUUAUUUCCCCCGGUCGUAUCUCCCCACUACCAGACCGGAUAAACACAUACGUACGUGGCCGACCCCGACGAACCAAACGGAGCUGCGAAGUUUCCUAGGCCUCGCGUCGUACUACCGACGUUUCAUCUGGGAUUUUGUUCAGAUCGCCGCCCCCCUGCACAAGCUAACCGAGAAAGGCCACCCUUAUACAUGGUCCGCCGACUGCGACACCGCAUUCAACAACCUCCGUGCGCCAUUAUGCUCGACACCACUCCUAUCCCUUCCAAACGUUGACGACGACGCUCCCCCGUUCAGCCUAGAUACUGAUGCAAGUGGAUUCGCCAUGGGGGCCGUCUUGUCCCAAGUCGGUAAGGACGGCAUAAAACACCCUAUCUGUUUCGCCAGCAACACGCUGACCAAAACGCAGCGUAACUACUGCACCUUCAGGCGAGAACUGUUGGCGAUCAUUAUGUUCAUUCGCCAGUUUAAACAUCUCCAUGUCGGCCGACGGUUUAUUCUACGUACAGACCAUCGUGCCCUACAGUGGCUGCGCUCCAUCAAGGACCCGAUGGACCAACUAGCCCGUUGGCAGGAGUUUUUACUGGACUUCGACUUUAAGUGCCAGUUCCGCACGGGGCACAAACAGGGUAACGCGGAUGCACUGUCACGCCUUCCUAACACAACCAACCCGGUAGACGAACCUCACGACGCAGUCGUUAACGCUAUUAUGGUUGCCCAACCAACCUCUUACACCUGGUCCUCAGCCCAGAGCUCUGACCCCGAUACAGCAAUUAUUUAUUACCAUUUGGCCCGAGGGCUAUCCAAACCCACCGAACAAGCGAUGCUCGGAACGAGCCAAAACGCACGUUUGCUGUUAAACCAAUGGCCCCAUCUAGUCGUCCUACACGAUUUCUUUUUCUUCCGCGAUCCCUCAUCCCACCAUCUACGUCCAGUGGUUCCUGGCUGUUUAGUUGACACCGUACUAGCCGACCUACACUCCGAGUUUGGCCAUUCCGGCCAACGCCGGACAGAGCUAGCCGCCCGCACGCGCUUUUGGUGGCCGCAGUUGCGCACCUCCGUCACCCACUUCUGUCAAUCAUGUGCUACGUGUGCAUCCUUCAUAACGCCCCGCCCCGCCCCCCCCCGAGCCCCGAUCCAACCAAUGACCACCGGGUUCCCUGGUGAACGCGUCGGGCUUGACAUCAUCGGGCCGCUUCCCAUCUCCAUCCGCGGCUAUGAAUACGUCCUUGUCAUGGUGGACUAUUUCACCAUAUGGGUCGAGGCUACUCCCCUUCUCCGAUAG
Molecule: messenger RNA, 3439 nt
Organism: Spirometra erinaceieuropaei
Lineage: Eukaryota; Metazoa; Platyhelminthes; Cestoda; Diphyllobothriidea; Diphyllobothriidae
Source: the annotation of a GenBank genome assembly